Molecule: messenger RNA, 4280 nt
Organism: Pocillopora meandrina
Lineage: Eukaryota; Metazoa; Cnidaria; Anthozoa; Scleractinia; Pocilloporidae
Source: the annotation of a GenBank genome assembly
AUGGCGACAAUCUCUGCUUCCAGCAAAGAGACAACUAACUACGCUCGGUUGUGUCGCCUGCUGGUGGAUGUGGGUUCACAAGUACUCAGAGAUGUAUUCGAGAAACUGCGCCCUCCAGGAAGCCUCAGCACAGUUUUAAAAAGUCCUUCUGUAAGUUCCACGCUGACUUCAUUAAAAAAGAAGCGAGUUCUUAACCAUGCACAGUGGACGAAACUGACCUCAUCGUCAGUGUCAUCGAUGGAUUUUGACAUUACCCUGAUAGCUGUCCUUCUUAGGAAUAUAUGUGGCCUUUCCGCUCCGGUAACUGGCUGGAACACUCCUCCAUCCGCAUCAGAUAUGACAGAGGCAGCCGAUAUCACCCGUAUCAAGAUUUACAGGAACGAAGUCUACGCCCACGUCAACCGUGCUUCUGUUGAUGAAGCACAAUUCAAUGCACAUUGGAUGAAUAUUAAGGACCCCCUGGUGAGACUCGGAGGAAUAAAGUACGAGACGAUUAUCGAUAACCUUAAAACUGAGGGAAUAGACCCUGAGAAGGAAAAAGUCUAUCAACAGCUCCUCACAGAAUGGAAGGAAUAUGAAGAAAGUGUCACAGAGGAACUUAGUGAGAUUAAGGAACAACUGGGGACCUUGAAUUGCAAAAUACAAAAGAUAGACGAGAAACUAGAAAUGACGUUACCUUUGGCACUCCCUGCGGAAGAUCUUUGUCUAACAGGUAAGAACUUUUUUCUGGUUUUAAAACUUUAUCAUUCAACCUGGGAUAGUUUGAUUUUAAUUAUUCUGGACUGAGAAGCUACGCGUAAUACCUGCCUGCUGCACUGCAGAUUAGGUCCAACCAAACUAAAAUUUUAUAAUAUUUAACAAGUAUUUGCCGUAGUUGGAAUGAAAAAAAAUUCAUAUUUUUCCUUUUGAAAGAGUUACGCCAAACGUAGUAGCAUCUUUUGCGCUCGUUAGAACUGUACUUUUUCUUAUCGCCUCUAUUCCCGUUAUUUCAGAACGGGAAAGCGCACUGAUAAUCCGGACACGACUCUAUUUCGACUUCCGGUGUUGGCGUUCCCGUUCUCCUCAACAAGUUCAGGACGUCGUGUCGCUGGUUUUCCCGUCGCGAUCAAAACGCCUCCGCCUGCGUAAAUUGUGCUCUUAUAAACGAGAAAAUGCUCACUGAAAUGAUUUCAGAACCCACUUCCAAGAUAACUAGGUCCCUUUCUUUGUUUUAUUCCGUGUAUUUGUGAUAAUUUACCGCCACAUUUAUGCUGGAUAGAGACGUAUCCAGACUGUCCGCGCGCUUUCCCGUUCUGAAAUGGCGCUCCCGUCCUUUUGAGUCCUCUGGCUAAAUCACUCUACUCCAUGAAACACGCGGCAGCCAUGUUGAAAUUUAGCUCCCAAGCUAUAAUCACUUUGCCAAUAAUAAUUAGUUAAUGAUGUUAAUUUCAAUCUGGAUACUUUCAUCCUUUGUAGACUUUAGAGAUCGUCUAGAGAAGCUGUAUAACAACUUAUGCCAAGUCAGAGUCACCCCUUGGGAUCCUGACAACACUGUACAAAUCGACGAAAUCUACACAGAGCUCUUUUGGGUCAGGGACAAAAAGAAGCCAAGUGGAAAGAAACAAGAAAAACUUGAUGAUUAUUCCGACAUUCUGAAAGAGCUUAAAAGCAACAGAAUCCUUGUUUACGGUAUACCAGGGAUCGGAAAAUCCACCUUUGCCAAAAAAAUCGCCAUUGACUGGGCAAGAGGUAAAAAGGAAAACCUAAAGAAGUUUGAUCUGCUGCUCAUGAUUCCGUUACGAAACGUCUGCUACAGUAAAACCUUCCAGAACAUGUUAAUUGAAGCAAAACUAUUUCCCGCUGAAGACCAGAAGCUCGUCGAGGCUCUCAUUAGGUACAUUCUUGAGCACAAAGAUAAAGUUUUGUUGGUUUUGGAUGGUUUUGACGAGUAUAGUGCAGGUGAGGAGACUCCAGUUGUUAGCCGCGUAUGGAUGGGGGAUGAGCUCCGAGACUGCUAUGUGAUUUUGACAACGAGGCCAAUAAGAGAGGAUGAUGUAAAGCGAUACAGCAGCGCCCAAUUUCAGAUAAAAGGAUUUGACCAUGCCCAGAUCAAAGAGUUUUCAAUGAAGUUUUUAGAAGAUGAGCAAGAAGUUCAGAAGUUUCUUGAUUACAUUAAGAUCCACAAACUGAAGGAGAUUGCGGAAAUUCCCCUGCUUUUGCUGAUGCUUUGUUUAGUCUGGAAGGAGAAAGAUCGCGAAGGGUUACCAGAGGCAAAAGUGCAUCUUUACAGCGAUUUCAUUCAAACCCUUUUAAAUCACAUGGCCGCAAAAGACGCUGAUGAAGAAGUUAAGAGCAUCAAGGGCUACGGUGGCGAUCUUGAACAAGUAGGGGAACUGGCAUUUAAUGCUUUACUGAACAAUUCUCUCGAGUUUGAUUAUGAACAUUUUCCUAACGAGCUUCUGAGUAGUAAGUUGAUCCGUGUUGGCGUAAUUCAGAUUGUAAAGCUCUUUAGUGCAAAGCCAAAGAAGAUGGUUGCCUUCCUUCACAAAUCCAUUCAAGAAUUCUUAGCAGCCUGGUUCAUUAUUCACAAGAUACUUCCGUCCACUAAAGACAAUGUCACUUGCAUACCCACCAUAAAUUCAACCAGAAAAAUUGUCGACUUGCUCGAAGUCCUCAAGUUUGUCUGCGAAUGGUCACCGGAAGGGUCGAAAGCUGUACAGCAGCAUCUGGCAUCUUUGAGGACAAACCAAAAUCCUCCCAAAGACGUUCAAACAGAAACACCAUUCUUGAAGGAUUUGCCGAGUGAUGACAAAAGAUUAUCAAAGUUGAGCCUUGAGUGUUUUAUCACUACACCUUCUCAAUUUAAGGGCGAAGUGUACCCGUCGUUGUUGAAAUCUCUCACAGGCGUUUUGAUAAUACCAGACACACUCCUGCCUCAUGUAGCCAACGGGCAUUUUGUGAAGUCCGAAGUCCUGCCUGAGAGUGUACUAUUUGAUUUUCACAGGCGUCCUUCUCCUAAAGACCGCGAUCACAUUUCCUCCAUCAUGGACGAUCUUAACGCGGUAAUUGUAAGUUCAAGAGGAGAAACGAAGGCUUCUGACUUUGUAAGAAGACAAGGAAAAACUGAUAUAUUGGCCUCUCUCUUAUUGAAACGCUCAGAAGAUAAGAUGUAUCUCUACUUCUCUCAGAUUGCCAACGUUGAUGUCGGAACGCUACGGGAGCUUGCGAUGCCAGCGCCAGCUACGUUUUCUCACACCCGUGCAAAUCAUGAAGAUGUAAAGGUCGGUGACAGGGCAGCCAAGAUGGAUUGGCAAACUCGUCAGCACUGUUUUUCACUUGCAAAGAAAAUUGACAUUGAGAAUUUAGAAGGCGACGUCAUUCACAUCAUUUCUAAUGUUUUGCCUCUUCUUAGCAGACCAAGAGAGAUAGUUUUACGAAGCCUUAAAGAAUCUUCCGUAUCUCAAGAGACAGGACGUGUGGUGUUAGGAAUGAACAUGACAGAGUGUCUUACACGCUUGAAACUACACAAAAUAUGCUUGACAGAGAAAUCUCUGCCUGUGCUAGCAAACGCCUUACAGAACGCUUGUAACUUGCAAGAAUUAGUCUUGUCAGAAAACCCAUUGGGAAGUAGCGUGAGGUGCCUGGCAGCAAAUCUUCGUCAUGUGCAGCAGCUGACUAUCUUGGAAUUGUCAGAUAUUUUCAUGGAACACGCAGCCUUCUCAGAUCUUGCCGAUUCUUUGCGUCAUGUUCCUGGCUUGGAAGUUCUUUCUGUGUCUCGAAAUCGACUCGGGACCUCGAUCUUAGAUUUGGCAGACAACUUGGAAUAUGUUCCUCGAUUAACUCGAUUGGAGCUGAGAGAAACCCACAUGGACGAAGAUGGAGGAAGGGCUCUCUCUGACUGCUUACAAUCUCUUGCACGGCUAGAGGUGCUGGACAUAUCUCACAAUCCACUGGGAAGCGCAGUUGCUGUGAUUGCUGAUAAUCUUUGCAAAGCAACCUCCCUCGCUGAUCUCAACAUGACUGACACAAAAAUGGGUGCAGAGGAGGCCACAGCACUUGGUAGCUCUCUUAUGUUCCUUCAAAACCUUACAACACUGUCCGUUGGGUCCAAUCCAUUAGCCCAAGGAGUCAGUGUUCUCGUCUGGAAUCUUUCUGAAAAAACAAAGCUGAAGCGACUUAACAUGGAGAACGUAGAGAUGAGUGGGGAGGAAGUUGACAAUGUGGCGAAAGCCUGCAAAAAAAUCCAAAGCUUGGCCAUCGUUAACGAUUAUCUUGUAAGUAACCUUUGUGUUAUUUUGUAG